GCUUCACUUCGUCUUAGUCAUCACAUCAACUCUGCUGUUUGACAAUAAUCCUGUAAAUCAGAGGAAGAACCAGAGCAGAGGGAGGAAGGAGGAAAGUUCAAGUGUGACGGAGCAGAAAUCCAGUCCAGAAGAUUCCUGUUCGUCUCUGAAAGAAGGUCCAAGCGAGUCCAUCAGGUUUUCCUCCACAACACAGCAGAGUCUCUGAAACACUGAGAACCAACAUGUCUGCUGGCAGCAGCCUGAGAUCUGCAGAUCAGUUCCUGUGCUCCGUCUGUCUGGAUGUGUUCACUGAUCCAGUCAGCACACCAUGUGACGUCUGCACUGGAACCAGACUGAAGGCCCUGAAGUCCUGCUUGGUGUGUCUGGCCUCCUACUGUGAGACUCACCUGGAGCCUCAUCUGACAGCUCCACGUCUGAAAAGACAUCAGCUGGUGGAGCCUGUGGAGAACCUGGAGGACAGGAUUUGUAUGAAGCACGAUAAACCUCUGGAGCUGUUCUGUAAGACCGACCAGACAUGUGUCUGCACUCUCUGCCCUGUUUUAGACCACAAGAAUCAUGAGUUUGUUCCUCUGAGAGAAGAAUAUGAAGGAAAGAAGGCAGAUCUGCAGAAGACAGAGGCUGAGAUUCAGCAGAUGAUCCAGAAGAGACGACUGAAGAUUCAGGAGAUCAGAGAGUCUCUGAAGAUCAGUAACGAUGCUGCAGACAGAGAGAAAGCAGAAGGUGUUCAGGUCUUCACUGAUCUGAAGGAGUCUGUUGAGAGACGUCUGAAGGAGUUCAUGAAGGAGGUGGAAGACAAACAGAAAACUGCAGAGAAACAGGCUGAAGACUUCAUCAAAGAUCUGGAACAGGAAAUCUGUGAGCUGAAGAAGAGGAGCUCUGAGGUGGAGCAGCUCUCACGCUCUGAAGAUCACCUGCACCUCCUCCAAAGAUUCUCAUCCCUGGAAGAUGCUCCACCCACCAAGAACUGGACAGAGGUCAGAGUCCAUCCACCUCCAUAUGAGGGGACUGUGGUGAGAGCUGUGGAGCAGCUGGAGAAGAACCUCAGAGAGAAGAUGAAGAAGCUGCUCGCUGAAGUUGAGCUGAGGAGGAUCCAGCAGUUUGAAGCUGAUGUGACUCUUGAUCCUGAUACAGCACAUCCUAAACUCAUCCUGUCUGAAGAUGGAAAACAAGUCUAUCAUGUUGGUGUGAAGAAGAAUCUUCCAGAUAAUCCAGAGAGAUUCUGCACAUGUGUUGGUGUUUUAGGAAAACAGAGUUUCUCUUCAGGCAGAUUUUAUUUUGAGGUUCAGGUUAAAGGAAAGACUGAAUGGGAUGUAGGAGUGGCCAGAGAGUCGAUCAACAGGAAGGGACAAAUCACACUGAGUCCUCAGAAUGGUUACUGGACUGUUUGGCUGAGAGAUGGAAAUGAGUACGAAGCUCUUAAUGAUCCUUCAGUCCGUCUCCAUCCCAGUUCUCCUCCUGAGAAGGUGGGGGUGUUUGUGGAUUAUGAGGAGGGUCUGGUCUCCUUUCAUGAUGUAGAUGCUGCAGCACUUCUCUACUCCUUUACUGGCUGCUCCUUCAGGGAGAAACUCCACCCGUUCUUCAGUCCUAGUAACAAUAAUGGAGGUAAAAACUCUGCUCCUCUGAUCAUCUGUCCUGUCAAUCAAACUGUCUGAUCUUUGAUGUAAUGAAUCUUCAUCAACUCUGAAUGUUCAUUGUGUGUGUGUGUGUGUGCGUGCGUGCGUGCGUGCGUGCGUGCGUGCGUGCGUGCGUGCGUGCG
Messenger RNA from Cololabis saira (Pacific saury), 1756 nucleotides. RefSeq names its product E3 ubiquitin-protein ligase TRIM21-like. Gene Ontology annotation, molecular function: protein binding; zinc ion binding. The transcript has 2 exons. Bases 222 to 1652 code for a protein of 476 amino acids. Lineage: Eukaryota; Metazoa; Chordata; Actinopteri; Beloniformes; Belonidae. The record is from RefSeq and is a predicted model, not a curated record.